AUGCUCGCCCUAGCUCUAACCGCUCUGCUCUGCAAAGACGCGUAUACCGAAGUUCGUCGACGGCAGAAGUACAAGAAGAUAUUGAAGAAGAUUCGGAAUGGGGAAGCUACAGCGGAGGAUUAUGCUGAAUUGAGGAGGUUGACUGAGAGGAUUCCGACCUUUGGCAGCAGUGGGAGGAGGAUGGAUCCUUAUCGAAGCCAUGGGGCAGUGGUUCACCCGCCUGAACCAGAGUCGUUGGGUGUAUCGAGCUUGGAUAGUGCGGCCGCGAGGAGGAGGGCAUCGGAGGGUGGGAGUUGGAUGAGGAGGCCGUGGAGGGUUAGUAGGGGAUUCAGCUUACCCAGUCUCAGCGGGGGUACCAGAGGCGGCGGCGGUGGUUUGCUAGGAAGUUCAGGAAGAAGCGACACUCUCCCUCCUAGGAGGACGUACAACCAGCUUAUUGCACACCGGCAUAAUUUGAGCGAGUUGGGGUAUGCGGAUAGGUCGGUGAAUGUGGCGAAGAAGGUUGUUCCGGCGGAUGUGAGGGCGAGUGUGUCGCAGCCGGUCCAUGGGGUUUCUGGUGUGGACAUGGGGACGAGAGGAUUGGAGCAAUUGGCUGGAGGGGGACGCACGACACCGCCCCCGCCGUAUGCGCCGUCUCUGGAUCCAGAGGAUAGUGGGCUGGGAAUAGUAUUAGAACGAGAAGAGGAAGAAACUGGGGUAGAAAGGGCGCCUUCGCUUCGUCAUGCGUAUACAGCUGGGUAG
Coprinopsis cinerea okayama7#130 is the source of this 741-nucleotide messenger RNA. RefSeq lists its product as hypothetical. The transcript has a single exon. The record is from RefSeq and is a predicted model, not a curated record. Bases 1 to 741 code for a protein of 246 amino acids. NCBI's taxonomy places the organism in Eukaryota, Fungi, Basidiomycota, Agaricomycetes, Agaricales, Psathyrellaceae.